AUGUCUGAGGGGCGCAGGGCGGGAGGUGGGGAAUUGGGAACCUGCGCACACCAGCCCCCCGGCUCCCCGAAGACUUUGACCUUGGCGCUACGGUUGGGCUUGCAGCGCAUGCGCGAGUCCCGGGAGUUCCCGCGAGAGGGACCGGCCCGGCGGGAUCCUUCCGGCGACGGGACCUCGGGCUCGCUGAGCGGCAUCCGCUGCCACUAG
This is a messenger RNA of Rangifer tarandus platyrhynchus (Svalbard reindeer), 207 nucleotides long. The record is from the annotation of a GenBank genome assembly. Lineage: Eukaryota; Metazoa; Chordata; Mammalia; Artiodactyla; Cervidae.